Panicum virgatum (switchgrass) is the source of this 1109-nucleotide messenger RNA. Its product is annotated as SAGA-associated factor 11-like. Gene Ontology annotation, cellular component: SAGA-type complex; DUBm complex. The transcript is spliced from 3 exons. NCBI's taxonomy places the organism in Eukaryota, Viridiplantae, Streptophyta, Magnoliopsida, Poales, Poaceae. The record is from RefSeq and is a predicted model, not a curated record. The coding region runs from base 101 to 673 and encodes 190 amino acids.
GACGGAUCUGGGUGGGAGGCUGGGAUAGGACUGGGAGCAAGGGGAAAACCCCCUCCUGUACACGAGCGUCACAAGCCGGCGUUACCGGCGGGCAGCAGCAAUGUCGUCCUCCAACGACGCUCCCCUGAGCCCUCGGUCCCAGCUGGCGCUCUGCUGCUUCGAGGAGCUCCUCGACUGCGCGGUGGCGGACGUCGCGUCGGAGUGCCACCGCAUCGCGCGCCUCGGCCUGGACCGCAGCGUCGACGCCGAGGAGGAGGAGCUCCGCGUCUGGGCCGCGCGCGCGGCCGCCGGGGCCGAACACCACCACCCCGGCGGCGGCGGGGCCGCAGAGGAGGCCGGGGCCGGGGCCGGGAGCAAGGGCGGGGUCGACGUGUUCGGCCAGACGCACCCCGCCAUCGCCGCCGACGUCAUCAAGUGCAUGAACUGCGGCCGCCCCGUCGUCGCGGGCCGCUUCGCCCCGCACCUCGAGAAGUGCAUGGGCAAGGGGCGGAAAGCUCGAGCGAAAAUUACAAGAAGCAGUACAGCUGGGCGGACCAGAAGCAGCAAUGGCAUCACUGCUUCAUCCUACUCUCCAUACUCCAAUGCAGCCAACACUAACAGGGUGAACGUCCCUAAUGGCGUGACUGAUGGUGGCUGCGGCACUGGUGGAGAUCACAGCAGCCAUGUGCCAUAGGAGCCCUGACUCAAGACUGCACUUGAGCCGUCACCAUGGGCUGCAUGAAGCAGGUUCUGUUGAUAAAUGUGGUCUAUGAACCGCGAGCACCUCUCCGAUAACCGCUAGUCCAUGAUUGUGAGAAGAUAGAAUCUCCCUUGGAUUAGGCUUGGGUUACCAAGUGUUUGAGAAGAUCACCUGAUGUCUUGUUGGUCAGUGUUUUUUCAUCUUCUGUAUAGCUUUGAGGCUUUAUUAGUUUUCAGUAGUUACAGUUCAUUCAGCCAAGCGCUUGCUAUCCCAUAGCAGGCUUUUAGGAGAGCUACUUUGUCGCAAAACACUGGGUACCUGCAUUCCCCCUGUCCCCUACUGAAAAGAGCAAAGCAGAGGCAGUCUCAAACAAGACCUCUGUAUGAGCUCAACUUUUUUUUUCCCCUGGCAACGUCGGUUUGCCUUUGUU